AUGCGUAAAAAAAUACGCACACCCUUGUUGGUGGUGUCGCUGAUCAUCCUCAUUUGUGUUUUAAAAAGUUCAGUCGAAUGUGUGAAUUUAGCUCCACAAAGGACGAAGUGGACCCGCCUUAGGAGGUGGAAAACGGCAAAGGUACAGAGAAGCAGAAACAACCGAAUCAAGCGUAAACAGUUUUACAUUACCAGUUAUGGUAUUAUUCCAAGAAGGGACAAACCAUCCUGCAGAAAGAUCUUCAGAAUAUACAAAGGAUGUGGAACGACAUGUUCAUACGAAUGGAUAGAGAGGGAUGACAACGUAGAGGUGAAGAUAUGUCUUGCCCCGCAUGUUACUUCAGAUGACAUACACUUCAUAUUAAAAAGUGAUUACUUAUAUGCCAAGCUGAAAAAUAAACCACAGAGUCUAAUAGAAGGGAAGCUAAAAGGGAUGGUAGAUAUAAACCAGUCUACGUGGUUUCUAGAAAGGAGCAGAGACUUCUCCGUUCUUAUGAUCCAUUUGAAGAAGAGACAAGAUAAAGGAAUAAACGAAUGGGUUGGGGUAAUUGAAAAGGAAAAUAUCCUUCACCUAUCAUAUGAUAAUGCAUCCUCAGCAAACAAUGAAUUUAAUCCAUCCACACAUGUAAAUGCAGAACCGAAUGAAAUCCUCCUUAGAGAAAAAUUUCCCAUGGCCAAGGCGGAUGAUGUUUUCAGUUUCGUCCUGAAGUGGGCCAAUACCAAGUCCAAUGGCCCGAACGAGUUUGGCAUCCCCAGAAUGAAACUAAAAACCACAGUUAUAAAUGAUGAGCAUGGAAUUGAAAUAAUAAUUUCAGGAUAUGAUUUCAAGUGGGAGGCUGAAGACAGCUUGGUAAUAAAAUUCAGUUCUCUGGAAAAUGGAGUAGAACUUAUUGUGCACAGGGGGAAGGUGGCUAGUGGGGUUAGAGGCCUGCAUGGAAAUAUGGUGAGUUUUCUUGUGAAAGAAUGCGAAAAAAGGAUAUUGAAAAAAUUGCAGCACGAUUUGAAAGGAGUUUUUUAUUUAAACCCUAUGUCAAAGAAGGCAGAGACACUCAUGCAUGGACACACGCCGCAGACUAACUAUGAUUACAUCUCCAGCGAUAAGACGGGUCCACAACACAUCUCCGUGAACAGGGAAGAGCCAAAUGAAAAGUUCACACACAGUAAUAAUGUAAACCCAGUUGACCAUCAAGAGGAAGGAACAAACAAGGAGCAGGUCAAACAUAUAAGGAAAGACUCUCCACAGGAAGAACUGAUAGUAGAAGAACUGAAACUCCAGUCAAAGGUCAACCUGACCUGUGAUGAUAAAUCGAAAGAACCAGAAUAUAUGAAAAACUGGUCCGAAGAGAAAAAAAUCGAAUUCAGAAGAAACUCAGUUUUACAAUUAAAGAAAAAUUUAGAAAUGGCACAGGAGAACAAACUGAUCAUGAAGCUCGAGGAUUAUGUCAACUAUAUGAAGAUAUCUUUUGACCUGACGGAUGAGGAGGCUAAGCUUGUUUGGAAAAAAGGUAUGGCUAAAUCGGAUGAGCAGAAAAGCAAGGAGAGUUUUUACAGAUUCACGGAGGUGGAGAAACUUACCGACAGGAUAGGUCUAGUCGUUCCGGGGGAGGAGACCAACUCAAGUGGUGAUGCUAUAGGACCAGAAGAAAACUUCUCCUACUGUCAUAAAGAGCAAAAUACCCCCUUCACUGACUUAACGAAGAAGGAAAACUUCGAUGAUAAGGAAGACAAAACCACGGAAGAGGCAAACCAAAACAGCAUCAACAGACGUUUUUUCAACUGUCUGGAACAGGAGUUACUGGACCCAGAAGAUAAACCCAAACUGACACUGUACGAAAUAUACAGCAAAAGUGACCAGGCGGAAAAACAAAAAAUGAGAGAAAAAUGGAAAAUGAAUGAACUCAGGUUAAAUACUCUAAUUAAUGAAUUGGCCUAUUCAGAAGAAGACCUUAUCCCCACCGUCUGUAAUAACUAUCGAGAUGUCUUACUGAGCGAUGAAUACGCCACCCUCAUGCAAAUCAGGCUUGAAGAAUCUCCUCCGAAAAAUGAAGAAGAAAAAAAAAUUCUCAAAAUAAUUAACUCUUUCGCAUUAAGUCUCUACGAUGAUAUAAAAAUUGUCAUGGAGCAUGAAGAAAAAGAACACUUAAAAAAAAUCCAACUCAUUUGUGAAAAAGCUAUCAACGACGAAAAGGGGCUGAACGAUUUUAUCGAAUCCAUGAAACCACUCUUGGAUUACUCCUUUCUUGGGUAUAUAAAACAUGCCAUACGAAUGGAAAAGAAAAAAAUAAAAAUGGAGAAUAAGGACUUCCGAGAACAACCCUCCGAUUGGCUUAUCAUCCUAAUGAUUAUCCAAAAGGGAAUUUAUUCUAUUUUGGAGAAGGACAUAUGGGAAGACGUUAUCCACGUUACUACCAUUAUUUGCCAGGAACAACCCAGUGUGCGUAAGACCAUGCUAACCACUAUGGUUGCCUCCAUGCCCAAGGCCGAUUGGAUUUUUUUCAAGGAUGUUAUUAAAACGAUAUACAAAUGUGUUCAGGAAAGGAAAAUUACAGCUAACCAUUUUCCUGACUUCCCUCAUAUACCCGAAGCUAUUUUCCAGCUCAACUAUGACAUAGAGAGAAUUCUGCCUGACUGGUUCAUAAAGGAAAUGCUAGACCAAUACGAUAAGUCUGUCGUGGAGUUAAUGAAAUCAAGGAAGCCCUUGUUUUGGAAAAUGAAGGAGACCAACUGGGACAAGAAGUUCGUACAGGAUUUCAAACAACUCCAGGUUCAGCAGUUCCGCCAGUACGAGCGCCACUCGGGCGGGGGUCCCACCUAG
Messenger RNA from Plasmodium knowlesi strain H, 2814 nucleotides. RefSeq lists its product as uncharacterized. The transcript has a single exon. The record is from RefSeq and is a predicted model, not a curated record. NCBI's taxonomy places the organism in Eukaryota, Apicomplexa, Aconoidasida, Haemosporida, Plasmodiidae. The coding region runs from base 1 to 2814 and encodes 937 amino acids.